AUGGCCGAACAAGAAGCCAGUGGGCUGCAGCUCCUGCUGCACACACUUCAGCUGCCUGUGUUCUCAUUGCAGAGCUCCUGUGACAGGGAGUCCACCCUGACCAUUCUCAAGGUCCUUGGAGAUCUGCUUUCUGUUGGCACAGACCGGAGGAUUCACUACAUGAUCAGCAAAGGUGGCAGUGAGGCCCUUCUACAGACCCUGGUGAACACAGCAAGGACCGCUUCUCCAGACUAUGACAUCCUCCUGCCUCUCUUCCGGCUUCUAGCCAGAGUUGGCCUAAGAGAUAAAAAGAUUGGACAGAAGGCCCUGGAAUUGGAAGCACUUGAUGUGACAUUGAUUCUGGCCAGGAAAAACCUGUCGCACAGCCAGAACCUCCUCCACUGUCUCUGGGCUCUGCGUGUGUUUGCCUCCAGUGUCUCGAUGGGAGCCAUGCUGGGAAUUAAUGGAGCCAUGGAACUACUUUUCAAGGUCAUUACUCCAUAUACCCAAAAGCACACCCGAACAAUCAG
Carlito syrichta (Philippine tarsier) is the source of this 509-nucleotide messenger RNA. It is a transcript of the gene AGBL1, whose product is annotated as ATP/GTP binding protein like 1. The annotation marks the transcript as partial. The transcript is spliced from 5 exons. The record is from RefSeq and is a predicted model, not a curated record. NCBI's taxonomy places the organism in Eukaryota, Metazoa, Chordata, Mammalia, Primates, Tarsiidae.